Molecule: messenger RNA, 1080 nt
Organism: Sorex fumeus (smoky shrew)
Lineage: Eukaryota; Metazoa; Chordata; Mammalia; Eulipotyphla; Soricidae
Gene: LDAF1
Product: lipid droplet assembly factor 1
Exons: 4
Coding region: 95-580 (161 amino acids)
Source: RefSeq, a predicted model, not a curated record
GAACACAAUGGUCUGAGAGAUUGCAUUGUUUCCUGCUCUAAAGAGUGUACUGAUAGAAGAAUUUUUCCCUAAAGAGACUAAAGUGGGUUCCAGGAUGUUGAAAGGAGAAUUCCCCAGUGCCUCAAAGGACUUGGAAGAGAUGCAGAAGAAGCUAUGUCUGCUGAUAGAGUCCUUCCAGGCUCACUCAAAGGUGGUCUCCUUUAUGAAGUCGCCAGUGGGCCAGUACCUGGACAGGCACCCUUUCCUGGCCCUCGCCUUGCUGGUGUUUGUCGCUGUGUCUGCCAUUCCCAUUGGAUUCUUCCUGUUCCUCGUGAUGCUCACCUCACUGGCUGCGUUUGUGGGUGUCAUCCUACUGGAAGGGCUGGUCAUCUCAGUGGGUGGCCUCUCAUUGCUUUGUGUCCUCUGUGGCUUGUGCUUCGUGUCCUUUGUCCUAUCGGGGACCGUCAUAGUGUCCUACGUGGUGACCUCCAGCCUCAUCAACUACUGGUUUUCUCCGAAACCUUGGUUACAACAGAAAGCCGGUGACAACAAUCCGCCAGCUGGAAAUUCCGCAGACUUAGAAGAGAGCUACGGGGAGUGACCGCCAGAGGGAACCCGAGCUGCUCCCCUGGCACCGUGGCUGGCUGCUGAUUCUUUCCCAUCCCCUGCGGAGUCUGGGGCUGGACAGCCAAGCACCCCUGGGAAGCAUCCUUCCGCCUUGCUUAUGGGAUGACGCAGCGGCUGGUAUCAGGAAUUGUUGACAGCUCGGAAACUGGCUGCUCCUGUGUUUCCGUCGGGCCUCCCUGGCUUGCAGAGUGAGACCCAUGAUCUUGCCCUCGCAAAUCUGUGCCCCAGGGGUGCUUUGGGGAUCCAUGAUGAACUGGUUUUCCCUACUUUUAAUAAUAAACUUGAAAUAGUAAUAUGCUUUGGAAGUAAGAGAUAUGAGGGUUAGAUGGGGGGAUUUAAACCAGACAGCGCUAUUGGUCUUUUUAAAGACCAGCACACUUUGGAAAUUAUGGCCUCAGAUAAGAGACGAUGUCUAAGUCCAAACUUUUAAUUUUAUAGCCAGAAGCAUUUUUUUAAAAAAAGUCUAAAGAUACA